CGGACACUUGGAGAGCCACCGCUCCUCUCUCUCUCACUCUGCUCCGGCGCACAGAACAGGCACUCAGCUCCACAGCAGCCCAGAGCAGAGCGCUCCGAGCAGCACACAGGACAGACAGGAGCGGAGCGAGAGAGGGACAGGACAGAGGCAGAGCAGGAGAGCAGGAGAGCAGGAGGCAGGAGCGCUCCGUCUGCAGCUGGGACGCACACAGUUCAUGUCCGAGGAGGCAGACUUGGAUGUGAGAGGCAGAGAGCGCAGUGUCCCAGCACAGCCCGCUGAAGAGCCCAAGUCGCCCAGGCCACGUCCUCUGGCAGAACACACCUCUGACCCGGCCGCUCCAGGCGUCCCCCCCACCGUCUCGCACACCUGCAGCAGGGGAAGAGGCAGCGGCGUCAGUGCUGGAGGUCCGGGCUCCGUUAGCAUCGUUAGCAGCAGGACCAACAGUGAGGGGGCAGGCCAAAGCUCCAUGCAGUUCAGCACCAGACCGCCUAGUGCUGAGCAGCCGGGCUUCAUGGGGACAUGGCAGCAGCAGAGCACUGACAGUAACCUCCUGUACAGAAUGUCCCAGCAGGCCAUUCGGUGCACACUGGUGAACUGCUCGUGUGAGUGUUUCCAACCAGGAAAGAUUCACCUGCGGACAUGUGACCAAUGCAAGCACGGCUGGGUUGCCCACGCCCUGGACAAGUUGAGCACCCAGCACCUGUACCACCCCACCCAGGUGGAGAUCGUACAGUCCAACGUGGUGUUCGACAUCAGCAGCCUCAUGCUCUACGGGACCCAGGCUGUACCGGUGAGGCUCAAGAUCCUACUGGACCGUCUGUUUUCUGUGCUGAAGCAGGAGGAGGUGCUGCACAUCCUCCACGGGCUGGGCUGGACUCUGAGGGACUACGUGAGGGGCUACAUCCUGCAGGAUGCUGCAGGCAAGGUCCUGGACCGCUGGACCAUCAUGUCUCGGGAAGAGGAGAUCAUCACCCUGCAGCAGUUUCUCCGCUUUGGUGAGACCAAGUCCAUUGUUGAACUGAUGGCCAUUCAGGAGAAGGAGGGUCAGGCUGUCACCGUUCCCUCCUCCAAGACCGACUCCGGGAUUAGGACAUUCAUUGAGAGCAACAACAGAACCCGCAGCCCCGGGCUCCUGACACAUAUGGAAAGCAGUAGCCCGUCUAGCAUCCAUCAUUUCGAGAACAUCCCCAAUAGCCUUGCCUUCCUUCUGCCCUUUCAGUACAUCAACCCAGUCUCUGCUCCUAUGCUCGGCUUACCUCCCAACGGCCUGCCCAUGGAGCAGUCUGCUCUGCGGCUACGAGAGCCCACCCUCCCAAACCAGGGCGAGCAGGUGGAGACUAGUGAAUCAGAAGUGUCCUUGUCUCCUUUCCGCACAGGCCAGAGUCCGAGCCGAGGAGGUCUGGGACCUUUAAACAACAUAGAACCCAAGACAGAGCCCAGUAACAGGGCCUCCCCCAUCUCUCCCACCCCCUCCCAGCAAUCACAGCUACAGUCACAGUCCACGCCACAGCCCCAACCAGGACAACCACAAUCCCAGAGUCAGACACAACAGCCCAGCAGCCUGACCGACCCACAAGUUCAUCAUCACUUUGCCAAGGAAGAGCAGAAUAAAAGUAUGACACAUCCCUCCUUCUCCUCCAAAAUGCACCGCAUGCGCCGCAUGGGGGCCACCUCAAGGAAAGGUCGUGUUUGUUGCAACUCUUGUGGCAAAACCUUUUAUGAUAAAGGCACUCUUAAAAUACAUUACAAUGCUGUACACUUAAAGAUUAAGCACCGCUGUACCAUUGAGGGCUGUAACAUGGUGUUUAGCUCACUCCGUAGUCGCAAUCGUCACAGUGCCAAUCCAAAUCCACGGUUACACAUGCCAAUGUUGCGUAACAACCGCGAUAAAGACCUUAUCCGUGCCACUGGUAACUCUGGUACCCCUGUCAUCUCAAGCACCAAAAAUGGAGGCUUUACUCUGACCAGUCCUGGUAGACCCCCUCUGGGCUUCACCACACCUCCAGUGGACCCCAUGCUCCAGUCCCCCCUCCAGAGUCCUCUGGUGUUUCCCUCUCUGAAGUCAGUGCAGCCGGUGCAGCCUGUGCCUCCAUUCUACCGUACACUCCUGUCUCCUGCAGACCUGGUGAGCCCUCCUGUGUCACUGCCCACCAGCCCCAUCCUGCCCACUACCACCAACAGCACCACCCUCAUGGACCAGCAGCAGCAGCUCCUGGCUGCAGCGGCUGCAGCUUCACACAAUAACAUCCACAUGUCAGAAGCAGGGCCCAUGUCGCAUCGCCUACCCACACCCAGUGCCAACCAUGAGGGCACGAUGGGCAACAGUGACCCCACACCCAAAAAGAAGCCCCGUAAGUCCAGUAUGCCAGUGAAGAUCGAGAAGGAAAUCAUAGAUGUGGCAGAUGAUUUUGAGGACAAAGACGAGGACGAUGAUCACAUUCAUAACCACCAUCACCACUCAUCCUCUCUCCUCCACAACAGUCUCAAGAUGAACGGAAACUGUAACAACAGCAGCAGCACAGGGAACCACAGUGGAGGCAGCGGGCAGCAGUCCCCCUCUCAGGAUGAGAUGAGCCCAGGACUGGCUCUUAGGGGGAUGAUGAGGAGUGAGGAAGAGUGCCGGGACGGGGCAGGCAGUGACAGCAGAGGAGAGCUCAGGAGCACGGGCGACCUGCGCUGUAUGGACAGUUUCACAUCAGAGGACCAGGACCACGAGAGAGACUUUGAGAAUGAAUCUGAAAACUCAGACUCCAAAAUGUUCUACCGCGAUGAAAUGAUGGAUGUGGAGGAUCAGCACAAACAGCUCAGACUGGGGAGGGGUCUGGACAAAGACAUGGACGACGAGGUCGGUGAAGAUGGACAGUUAAAAGAAAAUGAAGGCAAGGGUCAUUCUUCACCUUCCCCACAUCAGCCUCCCAUCAAGAUAAAGGAGGAGCUGAGCGACCCCACAUAUGACAUGUUCUGCAUGGGACAGUACGGCCUCUACAACGGAGGCAUGGCAGCUGCUGCUGCAGCGGCUGCCAGUAUGGCCGCUCUACACGAGAGCUUCAUCUCCUCUAUGGGCUAUGGUGCCAGCCCACCCAAGUUCCCCACUUCUCAGUCACCAGAUGGAGACCCCUGCUCAAGCCCGGACCCCAAGAUCUGUUAUGUAUGUAAGAAAAGCUUCAAGAGCUCCUAUAGCAUGAAGCUGCACUACAAGAACGUGCACCUCAAAGAGAUGCAUGUGUGCACUGUGGCUGGCUGCAAUGCUGCUUUCCCCUCUCGACGGAGCCGAGACAGGCACAGCUCCAACAUCAACCUGCACCGCAAACUGCUGACCAAAGAGCUGGACGACAUAGUCCUGGACCCCCACCUCACGCCUCUGCCCAAAGACCUGCGAGUCGGGUUACUGGCCAAGUUCUACGCGGGCCACCACCACCCCAUGGGCCUGGAACCUAUGCUGGGGAUGGCUGUCGGAGGUCCCCAUUCCCCCAUGACCAACGGCUACCCCCACUUCCACAGUCUUCACCACAACCACCAUCUCAAUGGCUUCUCCAGAGCUCCGCCGGACGACUACAUGGUUUUAGACCUGAGUGCCACCUCCAGCAUCCACUCUAGCAGCAGCAUCCACUCGUCGCACGGGUCGGACGAGGGCAGCGACGAAGGCAUCUUAUUGGAUGACCUGUACGAUGGCGAAGGGGAAGAGGAGGAAGAGGAGGAGGUCAACAGCGAGGGGGAGAACGUGGAGAGGCGUGGCCAGACUAGUGACAGUGGAGAGAUGGGGGGAGGAGGGGGAACGGGCAGCGAGGGGAUGGGACAGUUCGUGCAUCAUUCGACCACCGGGGGCAGUAGCGGCGGAGGUAUACUUUGCAAUAUCUGCCACAAAAUGUAUAGCAACAAAGGGACCCUGCGCGUGCACUACAAGACGGUGCACCUGAGGGAGAUGCACAAGUGUAAAAUUCCCGGGUGUAAUAUGGUUUUUAGUUCGGUACGCAGCCGCAACCGACAUUCGCAGAACCCGAACCUCCAUCAAAACGCGCCAUUCUCCUCCAUCAUUGACUGAAAACCACCUCAGCUCCUCCUGUAUUCCUCUUCCAUUCUCUUCAUCGAAUCCGAACUCUCCGCGGUUGCCACAAACUACAAGCUGGAUGCCUCCUGCCUAUCCAGUGAAGAUUUCUAAUAUGUCUGUAUGUACAAAUCACUGACAUUCAAUGCAGUUUAUUAUUGUUGACUAUUGAGGAUGGAGUCCCGACAAACUCCAGAAGUUUUUUUUUGUUUUGUUUUGUUUUGUUUUCUUUCGGAAAUAUAUUUUCUUUCAAGAUCGUCCGUUUAUUUUCCGUCUGUCAAAGAAUCUACUCUUAUUUGUGACUUUGCCUGCCGAAAAGAUCGUACUGAAAAAAGAAAAAAAACUUCUCGUUGUGUAUUUGUGUAAGAACUUUUAAAUGAAUCCCUUACAAAAGCAUGACAGUUCAUUUGUAAAUAUAAUGUCCCGAAAUGAGGCUUUUGGUGUACAAGAGUUGUGUUGAUGGUCGUUCGAUUCUGUUUCUUCUCUACCUUUUUUAUGUUACAGUCCAGUACAAUACUUCCAGCUAUAGGCAAGAAAGAGGUAGCAACUUAUUAGCUUUUGAGCUCAUUUAUGUUAGCUUCAAUGACACUAGGAAAAAAAACUAUCAUGUGAAUUGUUUUAUCUACUUGUUAGAUCUUCAGAGGUUGCCGGCAUGCUUUUCGAGGCUCCUACACUGAUAUCAUUCUGUAUUUCGAUUAUUUUUGUCAGUUUAUGUUAAGAAGCUUUAGUAUUUUUUUUUUUUUUUUGCACUUUGCAUCUAUAAGGGGAUGUGUAAUAAUAAUAAAAUGAGGACUUUUGCAAUGGUGACUUUAAGUGUUAUGUGGGCUCACUGAUGGCUCCUGUGCCAAGACAUAAGAUCAUAUACAUUUCAUUUCCCCCAUUUGCCAAAGUAUAAUUUGAAAAACAGAAGUCCUUCAAUCCUUUUUUGAUACUGUAGCAAAAUGUCUACUACUGUCCCAUACUUUCGAUUUCGUAAAGUCAUCAAUGACCCACAUAUUUAUCAAAAUAAUAAUUCCUUUGACCAAAUGUGAGUGUCCUUCAAUUAGGCCCCAUUGCACUUAAGUCUUAAAAGUAUUGCUGUGAUAUUUAAAUUUAAAGUGUUGGCUACUAAUGUAAACCUGAUGAUUGUCUUACGGUACAAAUAUUUGCAAAAUACGGAACAGAAUUAGCCAAGGGAAAGGGUAUUUAUUGAUGGGUAACGUAUCUAAAUGGAGAUGUCCUGAGGUUUGAUUUUUAAAAUAGAUUAAAAAAAACACACACACACACAGCUUGGUUUCUGUUGUUAAGCAUUAGCAAAGUGUUACUACAACUUGACUGGUGCUACAGAGGAAAGCAGGUUUAAAGUGCGUAUGGCAGGUUAGCGUCGUUAUAUUUCAGAUUUGCGUAAAAAUGUAGUAAAAAAAAAUCUUGUUUCUAGUUUUCGAUGUAAUCCCAUAGCUGUUAUCGAGCAACUAUAACGUUAACAAAGAUGUCUGAGUGUGGACAGGAAGUAGUCGCGCUAACAGUGAGGCGGCCGGGCGCUAACGUGCACCGCGCCUAUUUCAGCUAUGAUUAGACAAAUACAAUACAUUUGGUUUUGAUGACACAGACGGAGAUAUUCCUUUACAGAACUCACCUCUACUUCCUGUUUAUCCGCAAACUCCCACUCCGACUGUAAAACCGCAGGUACUAUCCCAUCAAACCAACUUAGAAAAACAUGAGAAUCUGUCAUACGCGCUUUAAUCUGAGUUGCAGUAUUCACCUCACACCUGUAAAAGUGUUCUAAUAGGCAUUUCACAACACGGACACGACCUAUUGUGCCGGAAUACUUCCAUGUUUUUUGUUUUUUUUUAAGCCUCCCUCAUAUGACGCAUUUGGUAGUUGGUUGGUCUCCUCUUUUCAGAUAUAGCGCGGAAGCCGGACAGGCAUAGCGGCUAGCCUCCUGAUGGAAGCGGUGUGCGGAGGUGGAAGGGCUGACUAGGGAGGACGGAUGACAGCAACAUCAUUAAAGAGAGGUGCUCACUUCCCCCCCCUUCCCUCCCCACCGUUACCUCCAGGCGUCCCUGCCAUCCGGGCCUCUUCUGUCUAAUAACUCACUUGUCACUUCUUGGCUACACCGCGAGACGCCACGGAUGCUGACGGAACGGUGACACUGACAGGCGAAGACAGGAAAGAGAGGAAGACAGAGAGAGAGAGAAAGAUAAAAAGAGGGUUGGACGCUCUUCAACAAUUCAAUUUAACUACUCACAUCUAGCGAGUACCUAUUCGGGGUCACUGGUAAUUUACUAGCGCUUCUCCAGCUCCUUGUAUUCGUUCGCUCUUUGUCUGUCAGAGCACUUACCCGUUCCUCCCAUCCGCCACUCACUCACUUACCACCUCCGCACCCCACUGCGCAGGUUGGACCAGGACGCGGGGCUAAUAGUGUAUGCUUAAGUUCACCGGAUGGCCAUAUAGCGUAGGGAAAAAGGGGGGGGGGGGUGGGUAAUUGCCUGUUUAUCCCAAGUGAAGGCAAAAUUGACUACAGGAACCCUUGGCUGUUCCCAGGAGUAGCUUCAGUGAGGCGCGCGCUGUCUCAUUCACUCUUUCAAUCCCCUUCGGCCCUCGCGCGAGUAGAGAGAGGGGGGAAAAAGUGCUACUCUGGGACCCCCGCUGACGGCUGUCUUUCUAACAAACAGUGGCGUAAAUACACAACGUUACGCACACACUCGGAGACACACGUAUGGUACAGUGGUGCUGGUUUCUACGGACGGGUUGCGCGGUGACAGGGAGAAGAUGACUUGUUCGUUUUCGUGUAUUUAUUUAUUUGAGUUAGCGCAGCGCGUGCUAAACGAGGUUACGGCAAACUGACUCUACGUAAAUAUGCGUUCAUCUGUUUAUCCCAAGGCAGGUGACAACAAAACUAUAUCAAUAAAUAAUCCAAAAAUACACAGAAAUUGGAUUUGUAUGAAAUUUACACCAAUUAUGUUUGUCUUUCAAUUCCAUGUGGAUAUUUUGAAGGAUUCCCGACGCAUUUUAAACCUAUAAACUACAAAUGAGUAGUUACGCCAGUUUGACAUAGUACACAAUAUGCUACAACAUGAGGGGAGAUGUAAUUACAGGACCUCCGAUCAAACGAUAGGGUCAGAGGGAGAGGGUUUGAAGUGCUGUCUGAUCUGUAGCCUCGAGGUAUUCACUUAACGAACUGAUGGAGAGAAAGAGAGAGAUUCAUCAGGCGCUCUCCUCGUUCGCCCUGUUGGAAAGCCCACAACACCCCCCUACACCCCCUACACCCCCUACACCCCCUACACCCCCCUACAGUCCCUUACAGUGGGCCCAAGUGCUGCCCAGUGACCAGCCAAUAGGUCGACUGGACACGCUCGAGUGAAUUUUUAAUAAUUGAUCAGAGGGAGCAUCAGUGAAUCAGUUGUAUUCUGCAGAGGGACAAGGCAUGGCGCUGUGACAGGUUAUCUGAGAGGAGACGCAGACUGAGGCUUUAAAAAACUCGUAGGACGUGGGUCUGUGUGCAGUGGAUGCUUUUGGUAAAGUGUUAAACUGAGUAUGGUCCCCUAAUGAGGUGUCAAAACACACAUCUCCAAAACCAUUUCAAGUCUUAAAGAGGUAACGCUCCACGUUCAGGUGAUUCUUUUCGUUUGUGUUUGUGUGUAGUGCAUCUGUGUCUCCACUGGCCUGAUGAUGGCCCGGCCCGUCACUGCACGGCUGCAGUUACACAGCAGACACUCCAGUGAGGAUAUGGUGAUGUGUACUCCUCAUGAAUACUGUCUGUGAGCUAAACAGCUGUUUCCCAUUUGCAGACAGGUGAAAUGGUCCUCUUCUUGUUCUUUCUUCCCUUUCCACUCUCUUGUGUUUGUUUCUGUAUCAUAACUGUCUAUGGUUUUUGCAUAAAAUGCAUAAGGGUUUUGGGAUGUAAAUGGAAUUUUAUUCAUAUUUUGUCCAAAUACCUCUUGUAAUUUGUAUCAGAAUUCUUGUACAAUUUUUUAUAUUAAAGAUUUAUCAGUCACUGG
Periophthalmus magnuspinnatus is the source of this 8025-nucleotide messenger RNA. RefSeq names its product basonuclin 2 (gene bnc2). Lineage: Eukaryota; Metazoa; Chordata; Actinopteri; Gobiiformes; Gobiidae. Gene Ontology annotation, cellular component: nucleus. Gene Ontology annotation, biological process: regulation of DNA-templated transcription. The coding region runs from base 215 to 4042 and encodes 1275 amino acids. The transcript is spliced from 6 exons. The record is from RefSeq and is a predicted model, not a curated record.